UUGGCGUUCGGCGAUUUCGGCCUGGUGGCCCUGGAACACAAAUGGAUCACCAAUCGGCAGAUCGAGGCCGCCCGAGUGGCGAUGACCCGUCACGUGAAGCGUGGCGGCAAGGUAUGGAUCAGGAUCUUUCCUGACAUGCCGUACACCAUGAAGCCAGCCGAGACCCGUAUGGGCAAGGGCAAGGGAAACGUGGAAUACCAUGUCGCGCCGGUCAGGCGCGGGACGGUGAUGUUCGAGUUGGCCGGGGUGGAAGACGGUCUGGCGCGGGAAGCGCUCACGCUGGCCGGCAGCAAGCUGCCGAUCAAGACUACGAUCUGUGCCCGCGGCAGCCUGUUUGCAGCACAGGCAUAG
Molecule: messenger RNA, 351 nt
Organism: Geodia barretti
Lineage: Eukaryota; Metazoa; Porifera; Demospongiae; Tetractinellida; Geodiidae
Source: the annotation of a GenBank genome assembly